Prunus armeniaca (apricot) is the source of this 216-nucleotide messenger RNA. The record is from the annotation of a GenBank genome assembly. Lineage: Eukaryota; Viridiplantae; Streptophyta; Magnoliopsida; Rosales; Rosaceae.
AUGAUCGACACGAGUACUCUCAAUUUAGAGGAGGUAGUACAAGACUUAACGCAUUACAGAUUGGCUCAAAGUUCUAAGGAUAGCUCUCAAGGUGAGGGUGUAGUAACAAGGACCGGAGAGUGGGGUUGUUCAAGCAAGCAUAAAGGCAAGAAAGGCAAUGGAAGGAAUCCUAAAUUCAAUGGUAUUCGUACAAGGCCAAAGAAGAGAAACUCUUAG